AUGUCAUGUGCUCACGACAUGUUGUUUACACUACCGAAAGCCAGACUGGGUUCCGUUCACAUCGUAGCAACCUGGGAUUUCAUUGAUUUCAUUUUCACCGACGAAAAAGUUCAGGACUUUUUAAAGUUCCUUCCUGAGGUUGGAACUCCCGACGAAGCUCUCUUUGCGACAGUUAACCACAACACAGUCUUCAAUGCUCCUGGGAACUUUCCAUACGGCGACGAAGAGUACAGGAAUGGGGGCUCCUACGUGAAUCGUUGGAAGCGCUUCUUUCCUGAAGAAUGCAGUGGCGUCUGGCGACACGCCGUGUGCAUUUUCAAUCUCCACGGCAUGAAACCGCUCUUCACGCCCGAUUCGCCGUACCUCUUUGUGAACAAAUUUGUGAUGCACAUCAACGCCGACGUGAUGAGCGUGACGGAGCAGUGGUUCUACGACUGGCAGGACUGGUACUACCGCCAUGCCGACCAGAAUAUCACCAACCUUGACUACUAUCGAAGCCUGCCACAGGUGCAAUAUCAGUCUGCGCGCAGAAACCAAAGUCCCUGA
Molecule: messenger RNA, 546 nt
Organism: Mesocestoides corti
Lineage: Eukaryota; Metazoa; Platyhelminthes; Cestoda; Cyclophyllidea; Mesocestoididae
Source: the annotation of a GenBank genome assembly